Sphenostylis stenocarpa is the source of this 1140-nucleotide messenger RNA. Lineage: Eukaryota; Viridiplantae; Streptophyta; Magnoliopsida; Fabales; Fabaceae. The record is from the annotation of a GenBank genome assembly.
AUGCUUCCCCUUCGACUAAGCGCAGUCGUUUCCUCCCUCAUUCUCUGCUUCCUAUUUCCCCCCUUUUUCUGCCUCGGAAUCCGCUCCUUUCCGACAACCGAAGACGACAGCGCGUUCUUCCAGUAUGCCGAGGCGCCGGAAUACCGAAACGGGGCGGGCUGCCCCGUUUCAUUGACCCGCAACGCUCUCCCCUCGUGCGACCCGUCUCUGGUCCACAUAGCCAUGACCCUCGACUCCGGCUACCUCCGCGGCUCAAUCGCCGCCGUGCACUCCGUUCUCCGCCACUCCUCGUGCCCGGAAAGCGUGUUCUUCCAUUUCGUCGCGGCGGAGUUCGACCCGGCAAGCCCCCGGGUCCUGACCCGCCUAGUUCGGUCCAUCUUCCCCUCUUUGAACUUCAAAGUUUACAUCUUCAGAGAAGACACGGUGAUAAACCUGAUCUCUUCUUCAAUCCGACAAGCCUUGGAAAACCCGUUGAACUACGCGCGCAACUACCUCGGUGACAUGCUGGACACGUGCGUGGACCGCGUGAUCUACCUGGACUCCGACGUGGUGGUGGUCGACGACGUGAGGAAGCUGUGGCGCGUGCCACUCGCGGACGCGCGCGUGAUCGGCGCGCCCGAGUAUUGCCACGCGAACUUCACAAAGUACUUCACCGACGAGUUCUGGAACGACCCUUUACUCUCUCGCGUUUUCGCUUCUCGAAAGCCUUGUUAUUUCAACACUGGGGUGAUGGUGAUGGAUUUGGUGCGGUGGAGGGAGGGGAACUACAGGAAGAGGAUUGAGAACUGGAUGGAACUGCAGAGAAAGAAGAGGAUUUAUGAGUUGGGUUCUUUGCCUCCUUUUUUGCUUGUUUUUGCAGGGAAUGUCGAAGCCAUUGAUCAUAGGUGGAACCAGCAUGGGCUUGGUGGGGAUAACGUUAAUGGGGUGUGUAGGUCUUUGCAUCCUGGUCCUGUUAGUUUGUUACAUUGGAGUGGAAAGGGGAAGCCUUGGGUGAGGCUUGAUGAGAAGAAACCUUGUCCGUUGGAUCGUCUUUGGGAGCCUUAUGAUUUGUAUAAACCCAAACAAGUGAGGGAUAGGGUGAGAGAUCAGAACUGGGGGUUCUCUUCUAUUUGGGUUGGCUACGCUCAUGAUUUGUUAUAA